Molecule: messenger RNA, 2638 nt
Organism: Linum trigynum
Lineage: Eukaryota; Viridiplantae; Streptophyta; Magnoliopsida; Malpighiales; Linaceae
Source: the annotation of a GenBank genome assembly
CGUCUCUUUCCUUCGAAAUUGUGAAAUGGAAAUAAGGAUUCAGUUUGAGAGCCCGACGUUUUUGGUUUAUUUCAAUUUUCUGCAAUUUUUUUAAUUAAAUUUAAUGGCUCAUGGAAAAAAUCGGACGAGCGGCUCGAUCGGAUCGAGCGGUUAACCGCCUCGGUCGCUCGUCAACCGCUACAUAAAACCGAAGCAGCUUUUAGACUGUUUCGAGCCGGUUUUGUGACCGGGUGGCGGUUUUACCGGUCGGGCCGAGCGGCUCGGCUUUAAUAACACUGCAUUUGAUACAAACCCAUGUGAUCCUUAUUCGCUUAUGUCCCAGCUUUAUUGUACCAUGCUACCUACUCCUUUUUCACAGGCUUAUAUUUGGAAUGCAUUAUUAGGGACCCAUGUAUAGAACUAGCUACCACUACUUAUUUAUCACCAUUUAUUUCAAUCAGUUGAUUAGUUGUUAAAUAAUUCAUCAUAAAGUUUGCUUGUUUGGUUUUCUUAUCAAGAGCCACCUAAAUUUUGUUGGUUGGAAUAGCACCACGAGUCUGAUUGUUUCGUUUUAGCCUAUUAGUAUCUCCCAAGCCAUAUAGCUACGUACUAAUCAUAAAUCAAUAUCAGGUAAUAAGUCACAUACAGAAGAAUGUGGAUUGUUGCUAUUUUGCUACCAGCUUUCUUCUCCUUCAUAUUCUUGUGGCUCUACAUAGCAUUUAUCGCCAGGAACAAAAGUUCUUCCGCCAUCGAAUGGCCAGUGGUGGGCAUGCUUCCGGCCCUCCUUUGGAACGCAACCACCGAUCUUCACGGCUUCAUCACUCGACUCGUCAAAGAAAGCGGCGGCACGUUCGUGUUCAAAGGCCCCUGCUUCGCCAACCUGGACAUCGUCGUCACCAGCGAUCCGAUGAACGUCCACCAUGUCUUCAGCAAGAACUUCGCCAACUACGGGAAGGGUGAAGAUUUCAGGACCAUAUUUGAGGAGUUCCUUGGAGGAGGGAUCGUCAAUUCGGAUGGCGAGUCGUGGAAGAUUCAACGGAAGAGGAUCCAUUCCUUCUUGAGCAAGGACGGCUUCAAAAACUACGUCAUGGCGACGCUUCAUCAGAAGAUGGAGGAAACAUUGUUCCGAGUCCUCGACGAUGUUUGUUCGUCACCGGGAGUUAGGGGUGAGGUGGACAUGCAAGACGUGGUGAGCAGGUUCAUGUUUGACUAUGUCUGCAUGUGGGUCUUGGGAUUCGAUCCAGGUUACCUUUGUGUUGACAGACAUUUAGAUACCUUCUCAUGUGGCAAAGCAUAUGACGACAUUGAGGAGGCCGUCGUAUACCGACAUAUUGUCCCUAAAGGUGUAUGGAAAAUUCAGAGAAUAUUUGGGAUCGGAUCGGAGAAGAAAUUUAGUACAAGUAUUGAGGUCUUGGAUAAGUUCUUAUACGAUGUCGUGGAAACCAAGAAACAAGAGUUUCACAAAGAAGAUAAACGCCUACAACUUGAAUUGCUAACACAAUGGAUGGUAGCAGAUGAAAGAGGAGAAAGUUCAGAUAAAUUUCUACGGGACUUUGGAGUGACAUUAAUAGCGGCAGGGAAAGACUCUGUGUCUUCGGUUCUAACUUGGUUGCUCUGGUUGGUUGCAAUCCACCCUCAGGUUGAGAAAAAGAUUAUCGAGGAGAUUGAAAGAGUAGUGGUAAUGGCUAAACGACGACCAAAUCCUAGAGAAGGACGAUUGUUAGGAGUUUUCAUGAUCGAUAAAGAUGAAAUGAAUAGACUUGUAUAUCUCCAUGCAAUCAUCUGCGAAACAUUGAGAUUGUACCCACCAGCACCAUUCGAGCUAAGAUGUGCCAUUGAAGAUGAUAUGCUCCCUAGCGGCCAUCUCAUUCACAAGGGUACUAGGAUUUUGUUCUCCAUAUACUCCAUGGGGAGGAUGGAAGAGAUAUGGGGGAAAGAUUGCAUGGAGUUCAAGCCUGAGAGAUGGAUUUCGGAGCAAGGGAGCUUAAUCCACAUCCCCUCAUACAAGUUCAUUAAUUUUUUGGCAGGGCCAAGGUAUUGUUUGGGGAAGUCGUUGUCUUUCAUGCAACUCAAGUUCAUUGUUAGUACUCUUCUAUGGAACUACAAGUUUGAUAUGGCAGAGGGUCAAAUCGUCAAGCCACUUCCUUCUACUAUGUUGACAAUGGAAAAUGGUUUGAAGAUGAGAGUUUCCAAGAGAGAUGUUUAGUUAGUUUCUUCUUAAUAAUUGUGGUUUGUAAUAAAUAUUAAUACGAGUUGGAUUGCUUUUAAACUAAAGUUAUUAUUAUUGCCUUAUUCAAUAUAUAUUGUCUGGUACCACUUGAAUAUGACAUCUUUCUGGACAAUAUCAACAAAAUUCUCCUGUAUGUUGUCUCUCUUUUCCCCGAUGCAGUAAACACAGUUUUAAUUUCUCCUAUAAUAUCACCAUAACAGAAUUCGAAUUUGCAUCGGACGAGAACGGUCGUAAAUGUCUAAAAGUUGUUGCACAUAUUUGUGAUGAUAAACAUAUUUAGUCGCAAAUUCGACAUAUUCAGCGGCCAAAAGUUAGACAGUUGGUCACAAAAGACAAUUUGUUUUCUGUCUCCUCUCAUUAUUAAUGCAAAGCAUCCAUUCAUUUCUUCCUUUUAUAGUUCAUUCAGUGGAAUAAAUUAAAUAUUGACUU